Molecule: messenger RNA, 1831 nt
Organism: Eucalyptus grandis
Lineage: Eukaryota; Viridiplantae; Streptophyta; Magnoliopsida; Myrtales; Myrtaceae
Exons: 1
Coding region: 534-1562 (342 amino acids)
Source: RefSeq, a predicted model, not a curated record
CCUCUCUCUCUCUCUCUCUCAAAAUGAGUUCCAUCCAAAGUCCCUUGCAUUCUCACGUCCUGUUCCUUCGAAAUUUGAGCCAACACUUCCAAACCGCCCAACAAGAAAUACGAUCUGAAGACGAAGCCUUCCUGCAGUGUGAAUUUUGCGAAGAAGAUUUCAUAAUGGUAGCACUUCUAUUUACUGUUGUGAAAAGUGCGGGUUUUACAUUCACACAUCAUGUGCUAGAUCAUCUUCUCUUCAGAUCCAACAUCCUCGUCACGAGCACCCCUCGAGCUUUACCGAUUUAACCCCUUCUCACAAGUGCUUGAUGACGAGUCCGGGUAUUUCCGAUACCGAUGUGUCGAGUUCGACCGUGGGUGCGACUUCGAGCUCGACACUACCAUUGCGAUGAGAACCCUGCAGGUUGAGAAGUACUAUUGUUCGAUGCUGCGAGAGGCCAGCGAUGGAGAAUCUCGACUGCAGUUCGCUCAUGAACAUCCAUUAACCACCUUCCCCGUGAGAACGGGAAAGUUUCCUGCGGAGGUUGCAAGAUGCGGAUCUCGGAGGAGGAGGAGGCAUGCGGAUGCAGGGAGUGUAAUAUCUUCCUCCACGAGGCAUGUGCCAAGGCACCCCUGGAGAUACAACACCACCCUUUCCACCCCAAGCACCCUCUCUACCUCUCUUACGAUUCAUCAUGUGAGGGUGAAUGCCAUGCAUGUCGCUCUCCGGAUGACAUCCCCAUAAGGUACCGCUGUGAGGAAUGCAAAUUAAUCUUCCAUCUGUCUUGUGUGAUUUCGACUAUGCCUCGUGAUGAUGAUGAUGAUGAUGAGAGAGAGGACAUCAGUAGACGCCCAUCGCUGAUCGAUCAUCCUCUGCAUCCGCAUCAGCUCUCCUCCUACCAUUCCAAAACCCGGACAAAGAUCGAGUGCCGUAUCUGUAGAGACCAGAUUCCGUCGGAGGACUUUUUCGGUUGUUCAGAUUGCUCAUUCUUCCUUCAUGGAUCAUGUGCCCAACCACCUAUAGAUGCGAUUCAACAUUACCUUCACCCUGAGCACACUCUGACCUUCGCUCAAUGUCCCGAUGAGAAGGAACACAAAUGUGCAGUCUGUGGAUCUCUAGUAGAACGUGAUUCCUAUUGCUACACCUGUCAAAUGUGCGACCUCUUGAUCCAUCCGUUUUGCGCUUCUGCCACUCUCUCGGAUCUUGAGAAAGGAGUGGCCUUGACGGUUCAGUUACCUUUCCAUGAGCAUGAGCUGAAGCUUUAUCGCAAUAUUAAGGACUUUUGCACAGUUUAUUACAGGACUUGCACAGUUUGUAACAGGAAUAUAUGGGAAAAACUGCGGCGUACAAAUGCUUUUCCGAAGGAUGCGAGUUUAAGCUCCAUAAAUCAUGUUUGCAGCUAUCGUCCCACUUGGUACACCCCUCUCACUCGCUACAUGCGCUCACCCUCUGCUUUUCAUCUCCUUAUAAAGAUACUGCGUGUUACCUUUGCAACGAGAGAAUCAGAGGCACCUUCGCUUUCUCGUGUGGAGAGUGCAAGUUCUAUCUCCAUGUUGACUGUGCUCAAAAACCGACUCUGAAACAUCCUUUCCAUGAGCACCAUCUCUUCUAUUUUAGUGAGAUCAAAAAGCACCGGAUUGCGGAGGGCAGGCAAAACAACCGCAAGUGCAGGGCCUGCCAUAAAAGUUGCGGGAUCGACUUCUUUUCGUGUGAGCAGUGCGAUUAUACUCUUCACUACGAAUGUUCUCAGUUACCGCUGACUAUAAAAUCGGAGCAUCACAGGUUACUGUGGGCCAUUAGUCCUCCGCGAAUCGUUUAUUGAAGAUGAGAGGGCAGAGUACUACUGCGA